AUGGCUCCUCUCACUUCUCUCCUUGUCUUCGCCGGUCUGGCAACCGCGGCCCUCAAACCAAAUUGUCCACACUUCACAGACUACGCCGCGACUCCCCACGAACCAUUCUCUGAGGGUGUCCACAAGCUUGCCUACCAACGCCCGCCUCCAGAAUGUCGCACGACGACCUUCCCCGAGGUCGAGAAGACGAUCACGGAGAUGAAGACUCUCGUCAAAGACCCAGACCUCUACCGUCUCUUCGAGAACACCUUCCCAAACACCCUCGACACGACCGUCGCCUGGCAAGGCGCCUCAUCCGACAACGCUGACGAGGAGCUGUCCUUCGUCAUCACCGGCGACAUCAACGCCAUGUGGCUCCGCGACUCCUCCAACCAGCUCCAGAGCUACCGCUCCCUCCUCACCCGCAACUCUUCCACCAACUCCCUGGCUUCCCUCUACCGCGGCCUCAUCAACCUCCAAGCCCGCUACGUCCGCAACGCCCCCCACUGCAACGCCUUCCAGCCCCCAGAAGAGUCAAAGAUCGCCCCGACCCCGAACGAAGCCGGCGGCGACGACCACAUCUCCCCGGCCUACCCGUCCUACUCCUUCUUCGAGUGCAAAUACGAACUCGACAGCCUGGCCGCCUUCCUCCAGAUCUCCCACGACUACCACGCCGCCACCGCGGACAAGGACUUCUUCGCAAAGUUCAACUGGCCCAAGGCCAUCGCCGUCCUCCUUAACACCACCGACGCCCUGCUGACCGGCACCUACGCCGCCGACGGCACCCUCAACCCCUCCCCGGCCCUCUUCGAGCGCCGCACCACCUCCGCCUCCGAGACCCUCUCCAACAAGGGCAACGGCGCCCCCACCAACGCCGGCACCGGCCUCGUCCGCAGCUUCUUCCGCCCCAGCGACGACAGCUGCAUCUACCAGCUCUUCGUCCCCGCCAACAUGAUGUUCUCCCGCUACCUCAACUCCUGCGCCGAGAUCAUGGACCCCAUCGACGCCGGUAUGGCCGAGCGCAUGCGGGACGCCUCCGCCCGCAUCAGGGACGGCAUCGAGGCCCACGCCAGGACGAACCACCCGAAGUUCGGCGAGAUCUACUCGUACGAGAUCGACGGCUUCGGCUCCCACAACGUCAUGGACGACGCCAACAUCCCCUCCCUGCUCUCCGCCCCGCACUACGGCUACCUCUCCGCCCGCGACCCCGUGUACCAGAACACCCGCAAGUUCAUCCUCUCGACCUCGAACCCGUACCAGAUGCGCGGCCCCGUGCUCAACGCCACGGGCGGUCCGCACAUCGGGCCCGGCAUGGCGUGGCCCAUGGCGUUGAUCGCGCAGCUCCUGACCUCCGACGACGACGACGAAAUCUCCAAUGGUUUGAGGCAGCUCGUCAGUUCGACGAACCGGCUGGGCUUGAUCCACGAGUCUGUGAACAGCCAUGACGCUUCGGUGUGGUCUAGGUCGUGGUUUGCGUGGGCGAACGGGCUCUUUGGACAGAUGAUGCUUGAUCUUCGGGAGAGAAAGCCACAUCUUCUCGAGAAGAGCUACCAGUAA
Messenger RNA from Colletotrichum karsti, 1536 nucleotides. RefSeq lists its product as uncharacterized. Gene Ontology annotation, biological process: carbohydrate metabolic process. NCBI's taxonomy places the organism in Eukaryota, Fungi, Ascomycota, Sordariomycetes, Glomerellales, Glomerellaceae. The record is from RefSeq and is a predicted model, not a curated record. The transcript has 2 exons. Bases 1 to 1536 code for a protein of 511 amino acids.